Molecule: messenger RNA, 594 nt
Organism: Penicillium brevicompactum
Lineage: Eukaryota; Fungi; Ascomycota; Eurotiomycetes; Eurotiales; Aspergillaceae
Product: nucleoside deaminase
Exons: 5
Coding region: 1-594 (197 amino acids)
Biological process (GO): tRNA wobble adenosine to inosine editing
Cellular component (GO): cytoplasm; nucleus
Molecular function (GO): tRNA-specific adenosine-34 deaminase activity; zinc ion binding
Source: RefSeq, a predicted model, not a curated record
AUGGCUGCAUCGGAGAUUUCACAGUCCCAUAUGAGCUUCAGGGAUGACCCUAAUGCAGAAGAUUCGCGUCAUGGUCAUUUCAUGAGACAGGCCUUGUUAAUGGGCGAGAAAGCUAUCGAAUUAAAUGAAACCCCUGUGGGCUGUGUCUUGGUAUAUAAUGAUCAAAUCGUGGGAUUUGGUAUGAACGACACCAAUAGAUCUAUGAAUGGAACGAAACACGCAGAGUUUAUUGCAAUUGGACAGAUGCUUCAGAGCUACCCCAGGUCGGCUCUCCAAUCCACCGAUCUCUAUGUCACCGUGGAACCGUGUGUGAUGUGUGCCUCCGCAUUGAAGCAAUACCGCAUCCGCACUGUGUAUUUUGGCUGCGCCAACGAUCGAUUUGGAGGGACCGGAGGUGUCCUCUCCCUGCAUUCCGACUCUUCAAUUGACCCCAAAUAUCCGGUCUACGGGGGCUUGUUUGAGAAAGAGGCAAUCAUGUUACUUCGCCGCUUCUAUAUCCAAGAGAACGAGAAAGCUCCUAACCCCAGACCCAAAAAGAAUCGAGAAUUGAACACCAAAUUCGAGGAUGGCAGCGAAGAAGCGCCAGCAUGGUGA